Sinocyclocheilus grahami is the source of this 547-nucleotide messenger RNA. RefSeq names its product mitochondrial fission process protein 1-like. The record is from RefSeq and is a predicted model, not a curated record. Gene Ontology annotation, biological process: mitochondrial fission. NCBI's taxonomy places the organism in Eukaryota, Metazoa, Chordata, Actinopteri, Cypriniformes, Cyprinidae. The transcript is spliced from 3 exons. The annotation marks the transcript as partial. Gene Ontology annotation, cellular component: mitochondrion.
UGUGUGUCUGACAUGUGCAUCCGCAGGCUAUGCUAACGAGGUGGGCGAGGCGUUUCGCGCAUUGGUGCCGGUCAGUGCGGUGUGGGCCAGUUACGCCGUGGCCACUGCAUACGUGUCUGCUGACGCGCUGGACAAAGGCAGGAAAGCAGCUGCGGCUCACGCUGAGGAUCAUGGAAAGGUGGGGCGGGUGGCCGUCGCUGUGGUCGACACGUUCGUCUGGCAGGCUUUGGCUUCAGUGGCCAUUCCUGGAUUCACAAUCAACCGCGUUUGUGCCACGUCGCUCUUCCUGCUGGGAAAAACCACACGCUGGCCACUUCCUGUGCGCAAGUGGACCACGACCGCCAUCGGCCUCUCCACCAUCCCAUUCAUCAUCACACCCAUCGACAGGUCGGUGGAUUUCCUGUUGGACUCCAGCCUUCGGAAACUCUACGGUGAAGGAGAAAAACAUGAAUGAGCCUUGUCACGACACUGACCUCUGACCCCUCCAGCCAGCACGAGCGCCAGUCUGUGAUCAGCAGCAGAAAUGUGUCUGACAUUGAUGUUAUUA